This is a messenger RNA of Bursaphelenchus okinawaensis, 1899 nucleotides long. The record is from the annotation of a GenBank genome assembly. NCBI's taxonomy places the organism in Eukaryota, Metazoa, Nematoda, Chromadorea, Rhabditida, Aphelenchoididae.
AUGUCAAAAACCUUUGCCAUUUUGAAACCGGACCUCAUGUCCUGUCCUCCAUUGGCAGUCGAAGCGAUUCAACGAAUAAUUGCCUCGAAACUGAAAAUCAACCGAACUGCAUUGGUCGAACGAGUAGACAAAGCAAAAUUGAAGGAGUUGUACGCCGAACAUGCUGGUCGAUUCUACCAUAAUCGACUGAUAAGAACGGUGGGAUCAGGGCCGGUUUUGUUAAUGGAACUUGAGGCUAAAGGUGAGGAUUGGAUGGGCAUGGAGGUUCAUUUGGAUUGAGUUUUGCCGUACCGUAUCUUAAUAGUAGCUUUGAUAUACUGUAGUAUCACUGUGUCUGUAGUCAAAGCCUAACUCUAUCUUAACAUACCUUAGUUCUAGUCCUAGAGCUACCCAUAGCCCUAACCAUAACCUUAGGCCCAGCCCUAGCCUUACCUCAAGUUCUAGCGAUAGCCCUAGCCAUCGUCUUAGUUUUGGCCCUAGCUUAGCCCAAGCCUAGCCUUUAGCUCUACCUAGACAUGGGAUACGGGCUGGGCCUGGAUGUUAGGCUCAGCCCGAUCCAAAUUUUUCUCAGAAUUGGCCUGAACUUUUUAAGUGUAAACGGGCCUGGCUUUUUGGGCCGGGCCUUGAUUUUCCGGCCUUGGCCGACAUAAAUUUGGGUCAAGGCCGGCCCGGCUUGUUCCCCAUGUCUAACGUUAUCUCUAGUUUCAAUGAUACCUCUACCCAUAGCCUUACAAGGGAAUGUUACAAACUGCCCAUUCGCUUUUUAAAAAUGAAUGGUACCAUGUGAAAGAGCGUAAAAAGUUGACUAGAAAUCUAUUUUCAAAAACUGCCAACUUCGCCUUACAAGCCCGCUAGCGAGCUUUUAAAAUUUUCCUUAUUAAAAUGGUUUUUCUGCGUCCGCUUUCUUGUGAAUUCUUUCGAAAAGAGGAACCAAGUGUGUUCGAUUGGCCAAGUGGUCAAAGGCGCCGUGAUUGCGCAAUCAUGCGGGUCCGGUUCGAUUCUCUUUUGGGGUAGUAAGAUUUAUUUUUUUAAAAUUUAAAUUCAAAUUAAUUUUCAUUAACCGAACUAAAAUUUUUUUGUUGAUAAGUGUUUCUUACAUCUAUUAAAACAUAAAACAAUUAAAAAAAAUUUUUUUUUGAACAUACAAAAAUUGAAAAUAAAGCAUAUGAACAUAAAAGGCCCUUUUAAUAAUGAUUUUUAAAGCUCGCUAGCGGGCUUGUAAGACGAAUUUGGCAGUUUUUGAAAACAGAUUUCUAGUCAACUUUUUACGCUCUUUCACAUGGUACCAUUCAUUUUAAAAAGCGAAUAGGCAGUUUGUAACAUUCCCUUGUUAGCCUACGCUCCAGGCUUAGUUUUAGCCCUUAGCUGUAGCCCUACUGUAUCUUUAGCUUUUAAUAGCUUUAACCUUAGCUUUUAACUCAACGGUAGCCGUACCCAUAUCUUUAGCUCGCCCUUAGUCCAAGUCUUAGCUUUUAGCUCAAAUCCUAACUUUAGUUAUGGCCUUAGCUCUAACCUUAGCCUAAGUCUUAGACCUAGUUCUCGAGAUACAUAAACCUAGCCCCAACUUUAGCUUUUAGGUCUAGAGGUAGCUCUAGCUCUUAAAAAUUAAAAGUUAAAACCUUUUUUUCAGAAUCCUCAUCAAAGGUCGACCCAAUCUCGGAAUGGCGGUCCAUGAUAGGCCCAUCCAAGUAUCUAAAAGGCUUUCCAACGCCCGAUAACCACGAGACAUUUCGAUGGAACUACGCCUUGUCCGACGUCAGGAACGCGGCCCAUGGUGCAGAUUCGGCCGAAAGUGCGACGAGAGAGCUGCGACUAUUUGAGGACCAGUUCGAGCCAUUCGACAUUGAUAAACUUAUGCGGAAACUUUGUUUACAGCCAGUUGAAGGGGAUGGUGAAUGA